Messenger RNA from Sphaeroforma arctica JP610, 1545 nucleotides. RefSeq lists its product as hypothetical. The transcript has 8 exons. Bases 1 to 1545 code for a protein of 514 amino acids. NCBI's taxonomy places the organism in Eukaryota, Ichthyosporea, Ichthyophonida. Gene Ontology annotation, cellular component: peroxisome. The record is from RefSeq and is a predicted model, not a curated record.
AUGCAUAUUGCCACUACUACCCUCAUCCUGAAACAGUACGACGAAUCAAGGGACCAAGGACGCAAGUGCUCCGUCACCAUACCUCUGUUUGAGGGUGUGCAAGACUCGAAUCCUUGGGAGACGUAUCAACCCAAUCAGGCAGCCCAUACGCGAACACUGCUGGUAGAUAGCACUCACAAGUACAACCACAUGACUCCGCUGAGGUCCUCCUUCCCCUGGACUGAUGCACCCCCUCCGCCCGUGAGUGUGUUCCGGCGGCUGUGCAAACGGUACUCGUUGCAAAUAGGCCUGGCUGAGGUGGUGUCGCUGCGUGUUAAGGAAGGCUAUGUGAUCACCAACAUCACCAAGGCCUCAGAGACCUCACCCAAGACCACGCAGAAUGCGAGUGAUUCGGGGAUUGACACGGACACCAAGAGCAAGACAGAGCCUCACCCCCCCAUCACGGUCGUGUGCUCGUUGGCAUGGAAACAGUUCUGCAACAUCGAAUACCACAUCACCGGACAACGGCCGCUGCACACCCACAGCUCGUCACAGAUCGACACUCCCACUGCCACAGCCCCCUCCACGGAUGGCAUAUACUCACAGACGAGCUUCAGCUCUCAUGCUGGUUCUGAGACGCCCAACACGGGCGCCCAUGUACCCACAAGUACAAGCACACCCACAAGCAGAAGCACAGGCACACACACAAGCACACGCACAGGCAUAGGUACAGAUGCGCAUACAUCUCCCGAUGCGUCUGAGCACUCACGAGAGAGCACGCAUGAGGAUAGUGUUGGGAACACGCAGGCGCGGGUUUCCAACGAUGGUCCCGUGGAAGGAUUGGGUAGCGAGGCACAGGCGACGGAGGAUAAGACAGUGGACCACCCCAACAGUAACACGCAUGCCUCGGAGAACACUUGUCACGGCUGUGAGUGUACAGUUUCAUAUGUUACAUAUAGGCACGCCACAGCAGCGGCGUCUGAGGAUGCUUCCUUUGAGUACGCUAUUGUACCCAUACCGUUAACGGCUUUCUAUCUCACAACGCGAUCCACGGCGGAAGUAGAAAUUGUCUUUUCUGCGAACAAAGAUAACAGCGACAGCAGCGCGUAUUUGCUAACCGAGGACAUUGGCGCCUCUCAUACUCCGGUCACUGGUGCGCGUGGCACCAACACGACCACGGCACAAUCGGAGAUCGAGAUAAACCAAGGGUUGGGACACAUAGAGGCGGGUUUCUUGGAGUACUGGCGAGCAGUGGUUGCCAUAGGAACGGCGUCGUGGGAGCGCUGGUUGGACUGUGACCGGCUGGCGAUGACGCUGAUACCGGAUCACACACCGAAUGUGGAUAGGUCUUAUGUGCACAAACUGAAUCUCAAGCUCACCUACAAAACGGCCACGGCUGUGGUGACCACAGUGGCGACUGAAUGGGCGUCCAUGGUGCUGAUAGAGGGCCACACCUAUGUACGGUUCAUUGAUAUCGAGGCUAUGACACGCGACGCAACAUGCCAAAGGGAGAAGGAUGAAGACAUUGCAUUGGUACGUACUUGUGGUUGUAUGAGGGGUUUGUAA